CAGAUCCUGAACCGGAAAUGAUAUGUCUCGUUGUCUUAUAAGCUGGAAAGCCCGUCUGUCAGCUACCCACGUUUUCUUUCCUUGCUUUUCGUUUAUCCAUUUCUGUCUUUCUUGCUAUUUCUAGAACUCUAGAUCUGCUCAGAUUUCCCAGUAAUUGCUGCGAUUUCCCAAGGCCAGAAAUGGAAGGCGGCGACGGCGGUGGCCUUGAUGGUGGACCGAAACUAGAGACCUUGAAGCUGAAGGAAGAUCGAGGCAUCAGAGCCGUCCAUGCGAUUCGGGAAUCUGAAGUUUCGAUUUCUUCGCCGGUUACUAGACAGAAAGCUGCUGCCGCGAAGCAGAUUAUCGAGGACCAUUACCGGAAUUACUUGCAAGGGCUUCAAGAUCGGAAGGAGAGACGUCAAACACUUCAAAGGAGAGCAGAAGAAGCUCAAGUUUCAAGUGAAGAACAACAAGAAAUGCUUAGAAAUUUGGAACGCAGAGAGACAGAAUAUAUGCGGAUGCAAAGACGUAAAGUGGGAAUUGAUGACUUUGAACAAUUAACUAUAAUUGGGAAAGGAGCAUUCGGAGAGGUAAGGCUCUGCCGUGUUAAAAAUACAGGAGAGAUUUUCGCCAUGAAAAAGUUGAAGAAAUCAGAGAUGCUUAGUCGAGGACAGGUUGAGCAUGUUAGAUCUGAGAGGAACUUGCUUGUGGAGGUUGACAGCCGGUGCAUCGUAAAACUUUUUUGUUCAUUUCAAGACUCAGAUUUCUUGUACCUUAUCAUGGAGUAUCUGCCUGGUGGUGACUUUAUGACUCUUUUGAUGAGAGAGAAUGUUCUUUCCGAAGAUGUUGCACGAUUUUAUAUAGCUGAGAGUAUACUAGCAAUUCAUUCUAUUCACCGCCAUAACUAUGUCCACAGGGACAUAAAGCCAGAUAACUUCUUGCUGGACAAGGAUGGGCACGUGAAACUCUCUGAUUUUGGAUUGUGUAAACCCCUAGAUUACAAGUACUCAACAAUUUUAUUGGAAAAUGAAGUCCUAAAUGGUCAGGAAAUGGAUGAAAAUGAAGGACAUUCUGGGAUUGACAGCGUCCCUUGGAUGAUGCCGAAAGAACAAUUACAACAAUGGAAACGCAAUCGCCGUGUGUUGGCUUAUUCUACUGUUGGAACUCUUGAUUAUAUGGCACCUGAAGUGUUGCUAAAGAAAGGUUACGGAAUGGAGUGUGACUGGUGGUCGUUGGGGGCAAUCAUGUAUGAGAUGCUUGUGGGAUAUCCUCCCUUCUGUGCUGAUGAUAAAAGGAUUACUUGCCGGAAGAUAAUAAAUUGGAGGACAUGCUUGAAGUUCCCUGAAGAGCCAAAACUAUCAAAUGAGGCUAGAGAUCUGAUCUGUCGUUUGCUGUGUGAUGUUGAAACAAGGCUGGGGACCAGAGGAGUGGAAGAAAUAAAGGCACAUCCAUGGUUUAAAGGCAUCCGGUGGGAUAUGCUGUAUGAGAUGGAAGCUGCCUACAAGCCUGUUGUUGAUGGAGAGCUGGAUACUCGAAAUUUUGAUAAGUUUGAUGAAGUAGGUGAUCCACCAUCAGCAUUGACAAGAGUGGGACCUUGGCGCAAGAUGUUGACGUCAAAAGAUGCCGAUUUUAUAGGGUAUACUUUCAAGAAAUCGGACAUGAUUGAAUCAAUAGGAGUUUCAGGUACAAACAUGAAACCGAACAGUUCUUCAAAGACACCUUCACUUGCUUCCUUGUUUGGCACGGAUAUAGAUCGCAUCAACCUGCAAGAAAGCACGACUCCGAGCGAUGACCAAACAUUGUGACCCACGUUUGACAUCUUUCCGUUUUCCUUUCAUUCAAUCUUGGUAAAGUCACGUCUUAUUAGAAUAGGCCCACGUGGUUGACAUGAAGAUGCUAUAAUAGGAGAGCAUGGUUAACCUGUUUUUGAUGGCAAUUAUUUCAAAAGAACCAGAUGCGCUUGAUCAGAAAUCAGAAUAAUCACGGCAAUGUAUAGGAUUUGAAACAGAUGUCAUUUUUUAAUAUUUUAUUUUAUAUUGAUCUGAGCGUGAAUAAUUGCACCGGUGGUGGUUUCAGGUGCAUUGAUUGUGUUAAGGGGUGAAAUGCAUUGGCAAAAUUUUCCAAAUUUUAAUUUUUGUAUUUUA
This is a messenger RNA of Magnolia sinica, 2123 nucleotides long. RefSeq lists its product as uncharacterized. Gene Ontology annotation, biological process: intracellular signal transduction; peptidyl-serine phosphorylation. Lineage: Eukaryota; Viridiplantae; Streptophyta; Magnoliopsida; Magnoliales; Magnoliaceae. The transcript is spliced from 13 exons. Gene Ontology annotation, molecular function: ATP binding; protein serine/threonine kinase activity. Bases 180 to 1784 code for a protein of 534 amino acids. The record is from RefSeq and is a predicted model, not a curated record.